AGAAUGUGGGUAGCUGAUCUUUUAAAAGACGUUAAGUAUAAGUUGCGUAAUUUGAGGCCCCUGUGCCUGAGCCACUCAAUGGUGCGGCUUACAUCGGACCCCUUUCGCCACGGCCCACCUGGUGAUAGUUAUUCUAAGUUAUAAGUUAUAGCCUAUUAUAGGACCUGCAAAGCAAACAAUAUUAAUCAAGCAUUCAAAGAUAACUGAACAUGUACGGGUAUCGUUCAAGAUUAUUAGAUAAAUUAUGGGGUGUUUCGGUCAAUGAUGAUGGAUGUGGAUAGAGACCAGUUAUUACCGACUAGUGAGAACGUCCCUGUAGCAGCCUACUUCAGUACACGAGCACCAAUGCACGAGGGUUUCAUGUUUUCAUAACAUUUUCAGUCUAUUUUUACUCCUUACAUUUCAUUGGCCAAGGCCAUCGCCUGACGACUUAUGCAUUACUAGUAACCGGAAUCUGUAUAGCAAUAGUUACAGCGCCUAUUUUCUAUCCGAGGGUUUACUCAAUUCCUGUUCAGUGGCCGCCCCACUUCAUUGAUGCUUCCGAUGCCGGUAUGCGAGUGAAAGUGGCAAGGGAUUUGGUUAUGUUGCCGACUCCAUUAACAAUAUUUCAACUUCCUUGGUUUUGAAGGUAAGCAUCUGUAUUUAAUUUUUAAAAAUAUUGUGUUGCAUGUCAUGGUUUAUUUGGUCUCAUUCUCGCUGCCAUGAGUUUGAAUUAGUUCCUGUUUCAGUCUUCCCUAUUGAACUUUUUCAAGUUUUGUUCAUCCUAGGAACUGAAACUAUUACUAUUAUUAAACUAUUAUAAACGUGUCGCUCAUUCCAUUCGGUCUCAGGUCGUGUCUGGAUGCGUAUUUUAUUCACCACUUUGAUUGCCACAUAUUGAUGUAAAGCACUUAGAUGCAGCCACAUAUUGCAAAUAAAGUUACCACUUAUAGAACUAUAAUGCUAUUAUUAGGCAGUUCAUUGCUAUUAUUUGGCCUUUAACUGUACUGUACUACUGCAGCACUGUCUGUGUAGUGAUGUGUGCUAUUGUUAAUUGUUAUAUAAGUUAUAGUCAUAGACUAUACUAUACUAGUAUUAAAUUAUGAUACCAUUUUAAAAUUUUUAAAGCAAUUUUAAUUAAUGAAAAUUUUAAAAUAAAUGAUUCACUUAUUUCUCCAUCACAUCAGUAUCACUGUCACUACUACAGUUGUUUAAGUAAUAAAGUACCAGUAACGUUUAGAAGCCUAACACUAACAUAUAUUAUUAUUAUUAUUAUUUUUGUUUUAAUUUUAAUAACACAAUAUGUUUGGGUAUCAAUCUUUAUUAUAUUAGUUGUUACUAACAACUAAUAUAAUAAAGAUUGAUACCCAAACAUAUUGUAUUAGAUUAGUUGUUACUAACAACUGACAACUAAUCUAAUAAAGAUUGAUACCCAAACAUAUUGUGUUAUUAAAAUUAAAACAAAAAUAAUAAUAAUAAUAUAUUUAUACAUUUAUUGUGACAUUGUUAAACUUCAAUUAUGAUUACUUAAAAUAUACAAAUCGCAAAGUCAAAUUUUUGGCUAAUCAGGCAAAUAAAUGCCUUCAUUUUUCAUCAUUAAACCCCCCCCUCCCCCAUUAAUAUUUAUGUAAUAUAAUUAUUAUUAUAGUUACUUAGUAAUAAAAAAGAUUAAUAUAUGUAGAUCUUUAAUCUAUAUCAAUAUCUGACCUAUGCCUACUAUACCAAAAAAUACAUUUUGAAAGAAAAGAAAAAGAAUGGGCUCAACUCCCUGUACAUAUCAUCACUUUAAAAAAAACAAAUGCGAAGGCAAAGAAAAGUGGAUGAUAUGGUAGUACUAGUACAAUAUAAAAACCAAACAGGAAAAAGACAUUGCAGUUAUUAUUGUGAAUUAGUUUAUGCCAUAUGGAGUCAAAAGACAUUGCAGUUAUUAUUGUGAAUUAGUUUAUGCCAUAUGGAGUCAAAAGACAUUGCAGUUAUUAUUGUGAAUUAGUUUAUGCCAUAUGGAGUCAACGUUCCAAAUCUUUUUAUUAAUAUGUUUCUUAUAUAGAUUCUAUCGGGUGUAUUACUCACAAAAAAUAUACCAGUAACUGCAAUGCAAUGUGCAAUAUUCCAUUAUGGUUAGCACUAUUGAAAUGUUUAGAAACAGGACAAAGGAUUUGUUUGUUGAUGUUGGACAGGUUUGAGGUGUUCUCUAAAAUGGUUUCCAAUGCGACAACCUUUCUACCCAAUGGCUAUGAUUUUCAGCACUCCUGGUGACUUCUCAAAGGAUGAUGUAAAUCACGUUGCGACUUUAUUUUGUGCCUCAUUAAUCCAUGUCUUAAUUUUGUUUCUCAUUAAUCUACUGAAGAGCUUUAUCACAGUUUAAUCCUCUUAUAAUUAGUUGCCUAAAGCAACCAUAUUUUUUGCAGUGUAGUAUGACAAAUAGCCCAAGCCAACACCUUUAAGGUUUUAUCCGAUUCCAUAAUUAGCAUAUGAAUUUGAUUUUAUGAUUAACUUAUAUCAUUUCUCAUUUGGUGACGCUGACAAGUAACACAAAUAUUUAAAGUUAUAUAAAUAUUUAAAUUAUGUAGCCCAAUUUUUUUUUAUCCCGUAGUCACACCCAGUGAUUUUUUAAAUACUAUACUGACCUCAGCUGGGGUGGAAGAGACGGUGUUGGGGGUUCGGAAAGUCCCAAAAAGUCAGGUUAUUUGAAUUUUAUUAGCAUUUUUUCAUUUUUGGGUGUGGAGGGGUGUUAAGAACCUCUGGACUUAAGUAUAAGUAUAGCCUAUGCAUAAAUCAUAUAAAUGUGUGUGUAUCAUAAUAUGAUAGCCUAGGCUAUAAUUUAUAGAUAAAUCCAAAAGUGUGGGAGAGGUGAUAGUGAAAUCAGAAAAUUAUUGACUUACCUUUGGCUGGUGCAGUAAAAUAGUAAGUAUAAGACAAUAUAAUAUUAACAAUAUCUGUUGGUAUUAACAAUAAGUAGGCCUAUUAUUAUACUAGCCUAGACUAAGUAAAGUUACAUAGAGAAACUUCAGUUAGUUUCAUAGUGAAACUUCAGAGUAGUUUCACAGAGAACAGAGUUCUUAGACUGAAUGAUAGUGAGUUAUAUAAAGACAUCAUUGUAUUUCAUGGACACCCCCAUGCUUUUUGGUCAUAUGACUGGAACAACUUUGAAGUUUUGGGGGACAUUUAUUUUAUACUUUUUAGUAAUUUUUUUGAUCAUCGAUUAUGGUCCGGAUUCUGUUAUUUUUGAGAGUCAGGAUCCCGAAUUGCGACCCUAGUACUGAGUAGGUUUUUUACUGAAUAUUUUGUGUUGCCAAGUGUCAGAGCUGCCCAAUGAUGUAAAUUUUAUGGUAUUUCAAAUAUUUUGUUUCAAUGGGUGGUAAUUGAAUAGUCUCAGCAUAAAGUAGUGUUGUUAAACAAAAAAAGGGUUUAAUGGUUUGAAUAAAAAAAAUAAAAUAUUAGACUUUUUUAGGUGGUUUUAUUUGUGAGCAAUCUGUGCAUUUUGUUUAUAAGCGAAUGCAUUUAUUUAGCAUGUCAGUAUUAAAGUUGAAGGUUGUUUCUUUUGAAAACUAUGUGUGGGAUUCAGAUUUGAAACGUUUUUCAAAUUCAAGUUGGAAUAUUCUUAGGCUCUCCUUCCUUAAACGGAAAGAUAUCAUGUUAUGUAAAAAAUGUGAGCUAUUCAUUAUGUAACUAUUCAUUAUAAGCUACCUCCACCCAACACUGGCUUGAAAACUUGGUCAUGUUUGUUAGACCAUGAAAGACAGCCAACCUGUGAAUGUCAGCCAACCGUGAAUGUCAGCCAGCUCUAUAGAUUUAUUGAUUAUGCUUGAGAUUAUACUCAAAUAAAAUUUUAAAAAAUUGACAGGCUUCGGGUAAUGAGGACAUGUAUGUGUACUAUAAAUAGCUGUAGCUGUAGGAUUCCAAGAUUUAAAAGAAAACGGUAUAUACAAUUUGGAUACUAUAUAAAAUUAAGAUAGGGCUUACUUUUAUCAGUAGCCAACAUUUAACAGUUUUUCUUGUCAACUUUAGAUACUUUUGAUUGGCAGCAAUGUUAGUCCUUUGUUUUAUCUGUGGUUCUGUUAAAUAUAGUUGGUAAGACUGCCUACCUCACUUGAUGCAAGGCUUAACAAGUCUGGGUUAACUUGGGAUAUUCUCCACCUUUCAUAAAAGCAACUGGGACUCUAGUCACAGAUUCCACAAUGAAACAACACAGGUCUGGUCCAAUGUGACACAGUAACUGUUAAGAGCCCUCCUGUGAUGACUGAAUAUUCCUAGUACUUGUGCGUGUAUACCUUGUCUGUGGCGUGUAAGUUUUGAAACUGCUGUGUUAAAGUCAGACUUUUUCUCCCUAAGAAUUGAACACUAAAAAUUGGGCCGUGUUUUGAAUUUGCCAUGGUGUGAGAUUAAUCCUCACAAACUUUAGUGAUCUGGCACUAGUUCAGUUUGGUCUACAUUGGCUUGAACACUGAGGUCAAUUGUUAUAUUGAGUUUGUUUACAUAAAUUUUCUCGUGCAUGCGCUCUGAUUGACCCCGCAUGAGACGCUGUGUUCACAGAUGGGUGUGGCUUAGUCUUUUGAUCUGUCGUGUUGAUGCAGACAGCCACUAAAAAUAAUUAAUCUGUUCCAAAUAGUAUUUUGUAGAAUGAUUGUGAUUGUUCUAGAAAUGCUGCUAGCUUCUCAAAGGCAGGGCUUAUGCGUCGGUAGACCCACUUAUAUAAAGAAUUGACAGGCUCUGGAAAGAGAAAAGGAGAUUCAGAUAGAUAUUAUUAACUUUAUGAGGCGUGUAUUAUUCCUUGUGUAUUAUUAUUUGUGUGUUCAUACUUAUAUGUGUUCAUUUCGCAUUCAUCAUUAUUCAUUGGCACAUUUUCUAACUAUUAACUGUGUACCGGUACAAGAUCUGGCAUACUGUAAGUUGAAGAUUGUCAUUAUAUUUUCUUUUCUUUUGUAAUUAUCUUAAGACAUAAUAAAUCUUUUUAAUUGUAACUGGCAACUGUUUUGGGUGUCGUAUCUUUAAUAUUGUUGACUCUAUGGUAUUGUCCUUUGUUAGGCACUGUUUACAAUGAGCCAAUAAAAUUAAAAUAGAUUAAUUUCUCAUAUUAGAAGCCAGUACGUAACAUCAAUAAUUAAUAAAAAUUACUUUUGCUUUAUGGCUUAUGAUUUGUGGUUGAACGCUAAGGAAAAAUGGGUCAACACUAUACGGGUGUCAAGCAAGUUUCCUUCUAUGGUACCAGUAUCCAAAAAAUGCGUGCUAAUUGAAGACAAAUGCAUUUGUGCUAAAUGAAGUAUACAAUUAAAGCUGGAAAGUGAUGGGCUGUGUUAUCCGACUGAAAGUGAUGGGCUGUUUUAUCUGACUGAAAGUGAUGGGCUGUUUUAUCUGACUGAAAGUGAUGGGCUGUUUUAUCUGACUGGCAAGCGAUAGGCUGUUUUAGCUGACUGAAAGUGAUGGGCUGUUUUAUCUGACUGGCAAGUGAUGAGCUGUUUUAUCUGACUGAAAGUGAUGGGCUGUUUAUCUGACUGGCAAGUGAUGGGCUGUUUUAUUUGACUGAAAGUGAUGGGCUGUUUAUCUGACUGGCAAGUGAUGGGCUGUGUUAUCCGACUUCAGUUUCUCAUUGUCUUAAAAUGACCGGGGUAGGGCCAUCCUCAUUUAAAAUGUUAGGAAAGUAAUUAAGAGAUUAUACAAUUCUUGUCCGAAUAUAUUAAUUGUGUAUCUUAAUCCUAUACCAAAAUUCUCGAUAAUCGAUACUGAAAUACCUGAUAAGAUUUCUUAGACUUCCAUGCUCAUCUGUGUUCACUGUGUGAUUCAUUGUCUUGAAAAUUAACAAUUAAGCAAAUGGAUUCCUACAUCACCUCCUUUUCUGCUGUCUUAAUUAUUGUUGUCUCCCUUCAGGAAUGCGUAUUUCUUCUGUGAAUACUGUACCUGUGAAUUGUCCUAAGAAGACUUUUAGCAUAUCGGUUGAUUGCUUGGUUAUGCCUCCAAAAAAUCUUCACUCUUUUGGGUUACAGCUUUUGUUCAUUUCUGUUAAUCAUGGCUUUACCACAGUCAAACCCUCUAGUUCUGGUUAUUUUUAAAAAAAAAUGUUUUCAAACCCUCUAGUUCUGGUUAUUUAAAAAAAAAUGUCUUAUCUAUUGUCCCUGAAUGUUGUAUGCAAUUUAUAUUUAAUCUUAAUUACACAAGACUUGUUUGCAAAUUCCACUGGGGACGAUAUGAUAUCAAAUGCACCUUUCCUCAGAUCACAAAUCGUGCCCCCCACCCAGUUCGGGAACUGCUGAGCAAACUCGUGCCAUAUUGAUAUGGUUCUAUGUAUACUGGAUAUAUCAAUUGCUCUAAACACCACCCCCCCAACCCCCACCCCUCUCCCCGGCUGAAUCGCAAUAGUCGGGUUGUUACGCUUGAAAGCUAAUGGAAAAUUAAAUCAAAGCAGGUCACAGGCAGAUGUAAACGAAUUGAAGUGUCAAUGUAGAAGGGUGAAGCUAUGCCGAAGAGAAGACAGUAAUCAUAUCAUUUGAAGACAGUAAUCAUAUCAUUUGACGUUGCUGUACUGAGACUUUGAAGAGACUUUGUUUUUCAUUGAGAUCAUCUCUCAGAAAAAUAAAUAAAUGGAGGAUAUAUUGCAUAAGACAGCUGAAAUAAGUUAUUAUGAAUAUCUGUGCGCAAUUCGUGCGACUUACUAAGACCUCACUAACUCAAGGGGCAUACGAGCCCGCAUGUACCGGUACUAUUCACCUUUUGUACUCCAUGCGAUUCACCAAGCUCAUAUUCUAAACGUCCAUCACCACUGUACUCCAUCUAGCGGUUUGCUUAAAACAGCGUUUGUCUGUGUCCUUCGACACAACUUGUCCGUUGCUUCCUUAAUAAAAAUUUGCAAUACUCUCCCGCUGACAUGCAUGUUGAUAUGCUAUACCUCACGUUCCAAACCCUUUUAAAGACUUGUUUAUUUUGAGUCGAGGACCCUGUAGAAAAGUCACCCUCGAUUUCAUUUUAUAGGAGCUAAAUUUUCCGCGAGCCAGAUAUAAAGUUAAAAAAAAAAUAAUGUUAAAUAAAAUUCAUCGAAAAUAUUGUUCUGUAUAAUAUAAUUCAAUAUAAUUCUAACUUGAGAAUUUUGCAUUGUUUGAAUAUUACAUCGUAAUGUUUGAAAUUGUACCUCGUUAAUAAAUUUAAAAAUUCAUGGUUGAUUUUUGGUGGAUGUCAACCUCUGUUUUCGCUUUGUUUCUCAAAUGAAGAAGAAUGAACACUGUCCACUACCGCAUAUUUAUGUUGAAGCAGAUGUAAUUAUUUUCGUAUUUUUCAAACUUGAAAGACACAUAUUAAAGUGGAAAUUGGUUGAAAGGCUUCACUGUAUCAGCCGGCGACAGACCCCUCAUUUCGGUCUGCGACCCAUGCGUUGGGAACACUUGUCUUAUACCAUUAUGCAAUAAAACAAAAAUGAUAGCAGUCACUAACGCAUGUAACUAAGAGGGAAGGAACAUAAAGGUGCCAUGAGUUUAGCACGCACGGCCUAGGAUCACAGCAACGGAGCUGUGCUCUAACAAAAUGAUCCCCCCCCCCCACCCCCUGUCUAAGGUUAUACUGUUUAGAUUUAUUGUAUUGGAAGUCUGUGGCGUGUUUGAUCUGAUUAGGUCAUUCUUACCAUGAAAAGAAAAGGUUUUGGGAAGGAACAUAAAGGUGCCAUGAGUUUAGCACGCACGGCCUAGGAUCACAGCAACGGAGCUGUGCUUUAACAAAAUGAUCCCCCCCCCCCACCCCCUGUCUAAGGUUAUACUGUUUAGAUUUAUUGUAUUGGAAGUCUGUGGCGUGUUUGAUCUGAUUAGGUCAUUCUUACCAUGAAAAGAAAAGGUUUUAUACAUGCCCACACAAGUUGAGAUGUCUUCAUUUAAAAUGUGUUGGUUUGGAACUAUACCUCCUGUGGUGUAGUCCUAAAAUUGACUAGUCGCUUAGUGCUUCGUGAUAUUUAAUGUGAGUAACGGUAGUUAUACGUUAUUUUCGUUAAAAUUGUUAACAUGUUUAUGAUCAGCAUAAUAUUAUGUGUGGCUUAUUUAUAUGUAUCACAUUUAGCUCAUCGUGCACUGCGGGACCUAGGAUUUUGUUUAGAUGUUGUUGAUUGGAUACAUUAAUGUAUUGUGAAAUGAAGGCAGUUCAAAAAUAUCUCAAUAUUUAUUCUCUCGCUAUAUUAGGCAGGGCGCUCUUGGUGACCCAAACAACACCCAGGUUACCCAAACAACGGAAGAAUUCUGAAAAAGGAUCUUUAAUUUACUUUAUAUCAGUGCCGAGCCUAGAGGUAUUUCCACCCCGUGCAGGAGGGUAUAUUUGUGUUACUAUAGAUAUAGGUCUGUUUUAUUUCUAAAAAACCAUUUUUUCUUAAGUUUGGCGCCCUUUCACACUAUUCACCCGAGGCAGGGGCUACGUUUGCUUCACUCUUGUCCUGGCCCUUGUUACUGUAAAAUAUGCCCGACACUCUGGGAACGAAUGUGUAAUUAAGUUUGGUUCCACUUAACAUGUUUCGGACUGGAAUUUAAGUUUCUUUUAAAAAAAUAAUAAUUUUUAAAAAAGCUAAUAACAAUCCACGCUAGUUUCCUGUUUAGUCAUUUGUCGAACCCUUAUUAAAAUACCUUUAUUUUUAAACCAUUGCUCCUGCCUGUGAUGUUUAUAUAACUUGGACUUUGAAACGCAUUGCAAACCCCCCCCCCCCAACCCACCGCCGGGGCCAUUCCCACUGCUUGUAUCCGUGGUCUUAGUCACGUCACACUAAACAUCGUUCACCCUGACACUACCCUUAUUAAAAUACCUUUAUUUUUAAACCCUUGCCCCCGGCUGUGAUGUUUAUAUAACUUGGAAUUUGAAACGCAUUGCAAACCCCCCCCCCCCAACCCACCGCCGGGGCCAUUCCCACUGCUUGUAUCCGUGGUCUUAGUCACGUCACACUAAACAUCGUUCACCCUGACACCCCCUUUACCUCGGAAGGUCACGUCCGUAGGGUAGUGUUAGAGGACCGUAUGAUUUUUAGAAGAAAUAUGUACGAUAAAGUGAAAGGAAGGAAGACAAACAAAAAAGGCCAAUCCGAGAUAAAAAGUAUUGCCAAUAACGUGACCGGAGAAAUAUAAAAGCUAACUGGGUGAAGUUUAAAGGUGAACUUAAUGCCGGGUAAAACAUGGCGCCGCAGCUAAGUUGGAGAAAAAAAAUCAAUAGAGCCAUGGCUUGAGUUGGAGUUACACAAACCAUACCGUGUGACGUCAUUAUGACGAGUAUUUUUUUUUCUUUUCUUUUGUUUAGCUGUGUUUUCUUGAACAUCAUGUUUUCUUGAACUGUUCUGUUAAAUAAAUGUUAUGUGUUCAAAAUUAAUUUUAUUGCCUUAUGCACUUGUUUUGUUUACAAAUUCUUAGUAUCUAAGCUGCAUGUUAUGGAUACUGGCUUGUCAAUAUUGGGUAUUGCUUUUUAAAACUUGGGUAUUUGGAUAGUAGCCAUUUCAGAACAAUUAACCAUUUGAAACACUUAAUCAAUGAGUGGAGCUGCAUCAGUUUUGUUUAACUGAUCAAACAAAUUUUAAUCUUUAGUCAAUAUUCUCUACAUAUAGUGUGCACAUCCAUUCACGCUCAGACUGUUAGGGUUAUUCAUAUUAAUUACUCAUUGUAGCAUAAAAGCUAGUAUAUAAUAGUUAAAGUUUAAAAAAAAUAAAAAAAAUUAGAAAAACAGGGUAGACAGAUUUUAUGCCUUAUAGUAAGUAUGAAUGUUUAAAAAGCUCUUUAAGGUUUUAAUCAGAGCUUUAAUAAGAUUCAGUUAUGAUCCAUGGAACAGUUGAGCCACCGCUGCUGAGCAAAGUUUUUUGUCUGUGUUUCUUGAUUGGGGAAAGGGUGCUGCUCCAGGAUAUACCCUAAGAAAAAGCCUGGCUUGAUCAUAUACUGAAAUGGAGAGGAACUACAUUUUAUAAAAUAGUGUAAAAACGUUGUACUUACAGGGUCUCAAUGGCGGGCUGUGAUUUGAUGCUUUGUAAGUAGCAUGGCUUAAACUUCUAGAGGCUUGUGACUACAAUUCUUAUGUCUUCUUUUUAUAAACAGUGUGUACGCCGAUACAAAUACUACUUAGGCCUUUUUGAACAGUCCUAAGCUAUCUGUUUGAACAGCACAAGCUAACUCCCUUGUACACAAUCCUGCACAAAAAUUUUCGUCUGGUUACCAGAUGGAUUCUGUUGUAAUCAGAUACAACUUAUGUGUUAUGAAAUCAUUGGACAACAGCUUAAUAUAAUGUUUAAAAAACAAUAGUCAAAUCUGUAAUUGUAAUUCUAAAGAAAGGAUGUGGAAUUUAUUUGUUUUUCUCACAUGUAAAAGUAUUGAUAGAAUCACUGGGAGUAAAAUGCUGCUGCUGUGUGUUGCUCUUAGAUUAUUAUUUUCAUGCGACUUUUGUUAUAAAGGGAUCAAAAAAAAGGGAUCACUUAAAUUUAAGGAAAGAGACCAAAUCUUUAUAAAACAAGAUAAGGCCAUAGUUUCACAGUUUCAGUUUUCUUAUCCAUGAGAAGGUUGAGUAUCACUGAACAAUUACUGUCAAUGCCUAAUUCAGGCAUUCCAAUCCAUAAUGGUGCAGUUAGCACAUUCAAGGUUAAAUUGGUUUACACUCUUAAAACAGUUUUUAAUUUGUUUUGUAAUAUGGUUAUUGUUGUAAAAUAGCUAAAUGUGGGGAGUGGAGGAAUGUUACUUUUUGGGGUUGAAAGAUGUAUAUUCCUGAUGUAAUUCUGAAUUGCAUAUUGAUAAUUAACAUUAAAUAGUUAAAAAAAAAGAAUCUAUUUUACAGUUUGGAGUUAUUUCAAACCUCAUUUAGGACACUGCAAUUAAUGUUAAACAUAUUAGGAUUUUAGCUUUCAGUAAAUGAAAGCAGUAAUCCAUUUGGCCAUGUUCCAAAAUGUUACGUUUGGAAAUGCUCACUAGUUACAAAUUGAAAAUACCAGGACAGCUUUAUUGGGGUUAUGAUUCACUUGUAUUUAAUCAAAAACUAGAUUUUUAUGGCCUUACAUUGCUACAACAGUGGUGCUGCUUUGGGGCUGAACAUUUAUUAGAUAAUCUUAGAGCAUUGUUUCUCAACCUUUAUUUUUUACACAUGGCCAAUUUAACAUUUUAUUUACCACUGUGGCCCCUUUUCUGAUAAUAAUAUACAAAAACUGCUAUUUUUUCAAAGCAUUGAUCCCUUUAUUCAAAAUUUUCAUAGGCCUUAAUAAAUAUGCCCAAUAGAACAACUUUAUAAGAACAUAUAAGAUAGUAGUUAAAUAAACGCUCAUGAUCAAAGGUAGAAAUUGAUGGGUUUUAAUAAAACCAUUUUGUUUUAUAUGAUCAUGGGGGGUAAGAUAUAAACUCACAUUCUACUUUUUCUAAUCACUUAUUCCAGACCUUCCAUUUUUGAUGUCGCAACCCUAGCUUAACUUAAUACAAUCUGAUAGUUGCUGGUUGGGCCAUUAUUGUCACAAUAACAUACACACAAAAUAUAAGGAAAUGGUCACAUAACUUUCUGCAAUUAAAAAUUAAAUGGAAUUUUUUUUCAUUGUUAAAGAAUUAUUUAAGGUUGAACUUCCCUUUAUUAAUAAAAUUAUAAUGAUAAUACUUAAGUAAUAAUGAGAAUAAUAACACACUGCUGUUAUUUAUCAGUGUGUUAAUUUACACAGACGUGUACCGGGUAUUAUGUACAGAUGCCAUUUGAUGUGUUUAAACCUUGGCUUCUGCUUCACCCACAGCCUAUGUAAGAACUACCCAUUGUUAUGCUCUAUUUACCCCAACCUUAAUUAGGGGCCACAUCCUGAACUUCAUACCCUCAUAGUGUAGUCUACAAAACUUUCAAAAUGUUCAAAAAGUUAUUAUACACCAUAACAUUAUGCAGCAUAAAAAUAAACUUUAGACAAUGUUCUUUAUAUAAGUGUAUAUAGUGUGCCCAUAAUGCAUAAGGCUUCAUAGUUGUUACUGUGGCAUCCUUAUAAAAGAAUCCACUCAUGUGAGAUUGACUACUCUUAAAGACACUAAAUUAUUUUGUUCUUUACUCAGUCACUUUAGUAGUAGCAACUAGGUAUUUUGCUACAUCAAACAACUGUAGCCUGUGAUGGCGUAAUGGCCUAACAAAAAGGAAUGAAUGAAUGGCACACUUGAUGAUAAUCACUUGAAAGAAAGUUAAAAUUUUGAAGUGUUUUAUUUAGUAGUAAAAAGAAGACAUUUCUAUUUUAUAUAAAGGAAUUAUAAUUUUUUUAUGAAUUCUUAUUUGGAAUAUUUCAUCUAGGUUACUGUGGUAGUUGUUUUAAUUUAUAAAAGCAAAACAUUGUCUUAAUUUUUUUAACAUUUUACCGUAAAGUCAUUUAAAAUAGCCAUAAUUUUUGUAUUUUCGGGGUGGAGUAUUCACAUUCAUAAUAUUGUGAUUCUUUAAAAUUAUGUAAUUUAAAUGCAGCUAUUGAGCAGAUAACAAAUCUUAAUGCAUUAAAGUUGCCAAUUUGAAGUAAAUUGGGAAUUUAGGCUAUGUCAAAAUCUCAUUAACUAAUGUUAAUGAUUAAAAUACCUGAUGAUGAAACAGCUAUUAACAGUAAUAAAACAAGAUCAAUUGGUUAAAUGAAUUUAACAAGUGAAGCCUAUGUAUUUUUUAGAUACUUUAAAAGAGGGACAAGUAUUAGAUAAAAUAAAUUCUUCUAGAAGAAACAUUUAUCUAAUAUCAUGAUGGUGGUUAUGAGAUAUCAAAGGCUAAUAACCCUUGCUCUUUCAUUGGAAGGGCGAUGCUCUAGCUUAGGGUUCGGCAAAUUAAAAAAAAAAAAUUUUUGAUUGAGCUAUUUUUAUGAUAUUUUUAGAGCUGCAUGUCUUGAAAGAUUAGUUUUCAAAAAAGAAAAAAAAGAAGCAGCAUCUAUUUCUUCUGGAGCCAUGGUUUGCUGAUCACUGUAGUAGAUGCUAACUAAUAAGUCCAAGUCAGUUUGCAUAUUUUUACAUUUCUAAUUUGAUCUCUAGGUACCUUUCUUUUUUCGGUAUACAAUUAAUGAAUAUUAUAUAAGGAUUGAACAUACAUUAUUAGAGCUCAUGUGUUGUCAUGCUGGGGACACAUGUAUAUUAAGCACAACCAUAAUUUUAUUUCUAAUGUGAUCUAAUGCUGAUUCCCCUUUCUUUUCAGGUUUAUUUUUUAUGUUAUUGAUUCUCCUUCAGCAGGCUCACAAUAGAGUAAUUGUUGAAAGAAAUGCCAAGUUGAGUGAAAACAAACAUUAGUAGAUUAAAUAAGGCAUUGUGAGUAAGACAUCAAUUAUUGAAACAUUUAGUAGCAGAAGAAGAAGAAAAAAAUCACAAUGGGGAAAGGAGGCCAAGGUGAAUCUAAUGGAAUCACUGUUUCAAGGAAGCUUGAAGAGUUCACCUGGGAUGUCAUCAAGGAAAAGACAACCAGGGAGGAGAAGUGGCUAGUCAUUGAUGGGGAAGUCUACAACAUUACUAACUGGGCUAGACGCCAUCCUGGUGGUCCAAAAGUCAUAAGUCAUUAUGCUGGUCAAGAUGCAACAGUAAGCAUUUGUGUUAUAAAUUGUCCUCUUAUUCAUAGGGUUUGUCAGGCUAGAAUUUUAAAUAAAUGUUUGUCAUACAUGCUAACCUAUUAGCAAUCAAAUGGAAGAUGCUCCUAGCAACUUAUUUCUGUUACUUAAGCUUACUUACUAUGUGAAAUUAGAAUCUUGUAGCUUAUAAUAUUUAACAAAUUUUUUUUUUCCUUACAAGGAUGCAUUCAAAGCAUUUCACAAUGACCUGAACUUUGUCAAGAAAUACAUGAAAGCUAUUCAUAUUGGCAGUCUUAAGGAUUCUCAAAGAAUAGUUACACCAAUAGAGCAAGACUUCAGAGAGCUACGGGAGACUGCAGAAAAAAUGGUACUGUCGAUGUAUGAAUUUUGUAAUCUAUGAAAUGAUGAGAAAUCUCUCUCAGUUCUCUAUUCAGCUAAAAUACUUUGUCCAAAUGGAACUACAGUUAAAAGCUUCCUUUCUGAGCACUUUGCUAUUACAAGGUUUUAGAAUCAAUUAAAAUAUAGGUGUGUCACGUGUAUGUCGGCAAUAUUUGUAGCGUGCAGCAAUCAGUUAUAAAAAUCUAAAUUUAAUAGUGAACUUUAUUUUCGAAUUUAAAAACAUUUGGUGCUGGUGGUAAUUUCCCACCACUGAGUUAAAACAUGAUUUUAAACUCUUAAGCCACAAAAUUGAUGAGUUUUUAUAUACUAAUUUUGCCUUUUUUCUCUAUCAAUUUACCUUUUUUUUUUCUCUCAACACAGGGACUGUUUAAACCCAGCAUACUUUUCUUCUCUCUACACAUGUUUCACAUCCUAUUUUUAGACUGGGCAGCUUGGGCUACUAUGUACUAUUUUGGUACAGGAUGGAUACCUUUUUUGAUUUCACUUCUUUUAAUAACAACUGUAGAGGUAAGAAGUUUUCACUUUUAAUUUGGGUUUGACGUUUAGCAGUAGUGAAAUUUUUAGAAAUUUUUUCUAGUUCUGAUAUUGAAUGGUGGGAAAAUUAGUUUUGUUAUUGGAAAUUUAAGUUUAAAAUAUCUCUAUUUUUUAAAUUUAUAAAAUCAGAUGUGAUAAAAUAAAAAAAGAAAUUGGUUUUUAAAUUUGGUCUAUAAAUUUGAAGAUUGACAUUGAAAGUAAGUUAUAUGCCAAACAUGUAUUUCAAGGAAUCUCUUUUUGUUUACUCAAAGUACAAAAUUUGCAUUGUCAGACACUCAUGCUUAAUGUCUUUGCUUGUUAGUUUAGCAUGAGUGUCUGAUACAACUGACAGACAACAUUUUCUAAUUUGAGUGCAGUAGAAGAGAGAGUGAUAUUGAACAAGAAAAUUGUGUAAAUUUUGUUGUAUCUGCUUUCUUUUCUUGCACAUGAUCGUUGUUAAAUUGAGGAAAGUAACACUUGCUAAUUGACACAAAUCUCAGGAAAAAAAUAUGGUUUAAAGUUGUUUUUUUAUUAGAAUGUGGAUCCAAUCUCUUUCCUCUGUCAAACCAGCUUAUUGACCAGCCUACCAAACUUAUGAACCCAUUAAUUCUGUGAAGUAAAUAUUUCAAUAUAUUAAUUUACUCCUUAGUAUUUAAAUUAAAAAUUUGAUUCUUACUAUAUCUGUAUUUGAAUUGGUAAAUUGAGGAUCUCCCAAAGUUUGGUUUAAUAUUACAUACCGUGAGACUAAGCUGAGCACCACACUAUAAAACAACAAACCAUUCACUAUUCAUGUCCAGUUAAAGGUUUUACGUAAAUAUUGUUGUCUUAUUCAUGUGUUAAUGACCAUUAAUUUUUAUUUGUAGCAUGUGGCAUUAUUAUUACAGGCUACAGAUGUAACCAUGCUUCAGGGAAUACUUUAAUAGACUCUGUAUUUUUCAAGGUUGAAAUUUGAAAAGAAAAGCAUUAAAGGAAGCAGAAUGCAGGUUUUUAUUUUUGUGGUAUCGGUUUGUGCAAAUUUCAUGAAACCAAGCUCUGAGACCAUUUAUUAGCAAUAACUGAAGCAAUAUGUCAAACAUACAUUAUAUUUUUAUAUCUUGAUGCUGUUCAUCACAUUAACAUUGCUUUUCUUUUAGCAGAUUCUUGAAUAUGCAAGUGAAACAUUUCAUUUCCCCCCUGUAUUAUGUUAUUAAAAUUUUAUUUAAUUACAGGAAUGAUGAGUGGUUUUUUGCCAUAUAUUCAAUAUUUCAAACCUUUUUUCACGCCACAAUAUGUAUUAAAUUACAAUAACUGUUACAAUCGAACCAUUUUUGUAUUGAUAUGAAAUAUAUUUUCUCUCUCAAGCACAUCUCAUUAACCAUGAACAUUGAUAUGAAAUAUAUUAUCUCUCUCAAGCACAUCUCAUUAACUAUGAACAUUGAUUCUUGCUUAAUCCUGUAUUCAAAUACCCUUUUACUCUCUUUCAUUAGUUACAGAAAUCUUUAAAUCAAAAGUGGUCAUUGCUUAACUAGUAGGUGUUUGGUUUUGCCCUUUGUUUAGAAUGCUAUUGACAUUCAUGUGCCCUUGCAUGUUACUAACAGAUUUAUUAUCCAAGAAACAAGCGAAAAACCUUAACUACUCAUUUCUGUAAACUGCUUCCAAGAUAGUUUUUUUUAAACUCUACUAUUGUCGAGAGACAUCUCUGUCACUAUGAGACAUCUCUGUACUUAGACAUCUGUCUCCUUAAAAAAAAAAAAUUGAUAUGUUUGCAAGACCUGUCAUGUCAAGCAGGAACUUGUUCACACAAUGUUACAAAUACUUUGUGAUUCUGACACUUUUUUUUUCUCUACCCUCCUUGGAAUAAUGGAGUACAAAAUUCACACUCAGAAUCUUUAUUUAAAUUGUUACCAGGCAAUAUGUUUUGGCAUAACCUAACACUACCUACCUUUACCCCCAUCAAUUGAUCACAGCUUAAUACUCACCAGUGAGACUAAAAAAAAAUAUUUGAGAAAAAAAUUGAUUCCCAAUGCCUGAAUUAAGUAACUAUAUUUUAUUAUUUUGGAGCUGACAUGCUUGGACAUCUUGUAGCUGUUAGAUUCAAACAUUAUUAUCUUUCUAUAUAUCCCAGAUUAUGUUUUUAUUAGCAAUGCACUCACUACUAAAAGUAACUUUUUUUUAUACAGAUGUUCAACAUGAAAAAGGGUGUUUUAAAUUUCCCCUGUUUGGGAAUAUUAAUUUAAAUUUCAGGGAAGAUUUUUGUAUUCUUUAACAUUGACAUUAGUCCUGUAUGUUUGUGGAUGGAUACAUACAUAUAUAUAUAUAUAUAUAUAUAUAUAUAUAUAUAUAUAUAUAUAAUAAGAGUAUAUAUAUAUAUAAAUGUAAUGUGAAUAGGAUUAAACAUUUAAAAUAUGGUAGAGGGCUUAAAAAAGAAACAUUGAAGAAUAUUUAAAUUUCAGGGAAGAUUUUUGUAUUCUUUUACAUUGAUAUUAGACCUGUAUGUUUGUGGAUAGAUACAUACAUAUAUAUAUAUAUAUAUAUAUAUAUAUAUAUAUAUAUAUAUAUAUAAUAAGAGUAUAUAUAUAUAUAAAUGUAAUGUGAAUAGGAUUAAACAUUUAAAAUAUGGUAGAGGGCUUAAAAAAGGAACAUUGAAGAAUAUUAAGUUUAGGAAGCUUGUUAAAAUAAUUAAAUUAAAUCCUUAAUCUGGAGGUACUAUAUCAUCAAAACAACCAGUUACUUUUGUGUGUUAUAAUAUUACGAAUCCUUCAAGUAAAUGAAAUUCCUCUAUGGAAAUUGAAUUGCAUAGGAUUAGAUUGCAAGUUUAAAACACAAAUCUUACUGAACCAUACAACGCAUAAUUAAUGACAUACACUAACUUUAUUAUUAGCAAAUUAUUCUAAGAAACAUAUGUAAAAAGCCACUAAACAAAUAAGCCUUUUUAAAAAUUUUUUACAGCUGUAUGUAAAGACAGUUUUAUAAAACAUUCAUAACAAAAUAUUUAAACAUUAAAGUGCCUUGGUGGAGCAAGCCAGGCAGCUGUAAGCAUGUGAUUAGAAUUUUUGCUACCCGGUACUAUCUUUUAGUAUAUUAAAAAAAUAGUAUCUAAAUUAUGUAAUGAAAGUUAUGUUUAAAUUUGUUUUUUUUAAAAUAUUGUUAACCUUAUUUUGAAGUUUAAAUUUGAGGGAGGAAUAUGCAUUUUCCCAUUUAUACAACUAUUAAAAAAGUGGAUAUAAUAUUUUAGCCAUGCAGUAUCAGUGAAUAUGAUAAACAUAACUAGGUUAGGGAUGUUCAUUAUCACAUGCUUAUUGCCCACAUGUCUAAUGAUAACCCUUUCAUUGUCUCCUUAAUUAAUGUCCUCCAAGGCACAAUGCAGUUGGCUCCAGCAUGACUGUGGUCAUUUGUCAGUGUUCAGAAAGUCCAGAUUGAACCAUGCAUUACAUUACUUUGUUAUGGGUAUGAUGGAGGUACAGUCCUUUUGAGCAUUUGAGUUACCUUUAUUACUCUUAUUAUUAUUAUCAUCAUCUUUAUCAUUGUUGUGUUCUUGUCUACAGUUCAGCAAUUAUCAAUGUUGCCUCAGGCUUUUUUUUUUCUGUACUCAAAUGUUAAAACUAGGUCCUAAUUACAUGGUUAAAACAUUUUCUAAAUAGUGGGAAAACUAAAAUUAAAAAAUAUUGCUUCUAAUCUAUAUUUUGAUCCAAAUAAAAAAAAAAAAACGGCAUCAGAAAAGAGCAACAGUAAAAUAACUAGCUAUAGUAGGGUAAUAUACUUUAUAACAUAAAUGGAAUACACAAAAACAACAACCCAUUAAUUAUAUGGUUAAAACAUUUUCUAAAUAGUGAGAAAACUAAAAUUAAAAAAUAUUGCUUCUAAUCUAUAUUUUGAUCCAAAUAAAAAAAAAAAAAACGGCAUCAGAAAAGAGCAACAGUAAAAUAACUAGCUAUAGUAGGGUAAUAUACUUUAUAACAUAAAUGGAAUACACAAAAACAACAACCCAAGAAACUAACUGAAUCCAUGGCCAUGUCAAUUAAAAUAGCUUAAACCUCUUUAGUUAAUUUUUAAAACUAUUUAAAAAUCUAUUUUUAAAACUAUUUAAAAAUCUAUUUUUAAAACUAUUUAAAAAUCUAUUUUUAAAACUAUUUAAAAAUCUUUGGAACGAAUUGUCAUAUAAAAUACAAAUCUCAAUUACAUUUAAAAAACUAUCAAUAGAAGCUAAGAUCAUGAAUUAGAAGUAUCCUAAUGGUUUCAAUACUUGCAAUAUUAGAUUGUAGAACCGAACUACAAUAUUAGAUUGUAGAACCGAACUACAAUAUUAGAUUGUAGAACCGAACCGCCGAACCGAACAUUUCAAAUAGCAUUAUAGCUCCUUUUUUUCUUUACUUGUAACUACAGUAUUUCUGCCUGUCCCUGCUUGGUUGUGUUACCAAUAUUGUACCUAGCAGUAGCAGAUCACAUAGUUCUUUUGUACUUUUGAUAGUUUAAAAAAAAUUUUGUUGUUUAUUUUGGUUUCUACACUCAUAUUGCUGGUCAUCUCGUUCAUCUUUGGUAGACAUGUAGUGGUUGCGUUAAAGUUUUUGUGAUUUGCCUAACUCAUUUGAAAUGGGCUUUUGUGAAAUUGAUUAUUAUUUUAGAUGUGUUUAAAUUUUUUUAAACAAAUAAGUUUUUGAAGCUAUUAAUACUUUAUUAUUAAAUUAUUCACAGUAUUCAACAUGAAAUUAUAGUACAUAUGCUCCUCAUUCAAAGUUGUAUGUUUUUUCCCUCCCCAAUCUUAAAUUUUGAAACUCCAUAUACAGAUAGGUAAAGGUCUAUAAGCUCGCUGCAAUGUUGGUAUGAUUUGGUAGUCAUUAAAUGUCAUUCAUCUUAAAUUUAAAUACAAUUUAUAUUGUUAAGUACAAUUUUAAUUGUGUUUAGUUGAAAUUCAUUGGGUGAAAAAGGAGGAUUUUCUGGUGGUGUGAGGGUAUUUUCUUAAAGGUAGAAUUAUUUUUGACUCUCUUUCUGUUCAAUCGAUGUGCAGGCUUUGUUUUGCAUCUUUUUAUUAUGGAAAUACUUCUUCCUUUUAACAAAAGAAAAAUGUGUCCAUUACUUUUUAUAUCCUUGCACUUGUGAAAUAACGAAGCACAUGGAUUUAGAUGUUUUUGUGUUGGGUUUUCAUUUAUACCUUUCAGUAAUAGGAUUAUUUUCAUUUCCAUAAUUUAAAUAGCCUUCUUUUUUCUUGUUGUUGAAUCUCUUUUGGCAUCCCCUGGCACUAAAUAGUUUGUAAAAAAAAAAAAAACAUAAGAAACUGGGUAUAGUAUGACUGCAGCUAGUUUGUAAUGUUAUGUAAGUGCAUGAUGAUUUUUGCAUAUUUCUUUUCUUUAAAAAUAUUAUGCAACAAUUAUUUAAGUUAGGAAAACACACUAUUUUGAAUAUAAGCUUAUUGGAGCUUUGAAAUUUAAUUUUGAAAUGUAGAAAACAGUUAUAUUUUUAUGUAAUGUUGAUAAAAAUUUGUAAAUUAUUAUUGUGAUCAGAAAAACCUAGAAAAUCAUUCUAGUUUUUUUACGCAAAUUGAAAAGCAAUUAAAUCUUUUAUAUUAUAUUAUUUAUUGCGAUGGAGAAUUUAGUCUUACAUGCCACAUUCAUCAGUGUUUGAUGGUAAAGUAUGGCACACACUGUUUAUUGUGGAUGGAAAUAAGGUACACCUAAUGCCUAACGUGUCUUGGGCUGACCUAACCAUGACUAGUGAAUAUUGCUUAAGUUAUAGCUAAGAGAAUUUUAAGAGAAUCUGGUAGGUUUGCAGCAAAUUAGUUUAUUUUUAAAAUAAAAGUCCAGCACGCAUCCACCAUCACAACUGGUUAUGUCUUAAAACAAUUCUACUCAUGCAUUGCAUUUUUUAUUUUGUUCUACUUUUACUAGCUGCACUUUAAUUUAGUUGAUAGCUAGGCUCCCUUUGGUUUGCAUGUUGUAUGGUUAUCUUGCUGCUCCAAUUAGAUGUAUUUAUAUAGUUUGCAUUAAUUAUUCGUUUUAUCAGUAUGGCAGAGGGCAUUUAAAAAUGGUCAAAGGAUGUUCAGACUUUAACCAGGGAAGGUCAAUAAGAGCCAAGAGUUAAAAUAUAUACAGGAUUUAUACAGAAUUUUAAAGUCUUUAGAUUGUCAUACUGAAAAAAUAUAUUUAAAUGUAGAUUGAGAUUUGGAAUGAGUGGUCUAGGUACUGACAAAUGGUAUAGUAGGGUUAAGUUAGGAAAACUACACAUGGGUUGGUAUGAAUAUAUGCAUACACACACAGAUUAUUUGUCAACCCCCUGUUAUGAAAUCCUUUUUUGCGAUGAGAUUGUUUUAUAUGGUUAUCACUAUAUGAAAAUUUUUUUUUUAAAUUCUCAAAUUACACAGGCUGAUAACAAAUGAGGUAGAUAAUUCAACGUUCAAAAUGACUACACUCUUAAAAUAGAUGUGUUUAGAGUUUCUUCCCCAUUCAUUUUAAAAUAAAUAUUUUGGUGAAAAACAUGUUUUCCUAUUUAAUAAAAUAUAUAUAACCCCCCCCCCAAAAAACCCAACAAAAAACAACAAACAAACAAUAAGUUAAUAGAUUAAUAAUGAAAGUAAAUACCUUUAAAGUAUGUUGGUGGGCUCAAACCUUUCUGGGGCAGGUUUUUUGUUUCAGUUGUGAGUUCUUAAGGGCUCAUUUUUAUAGAUAAAUAAUUGAAAAGUUUCACAAAAUGCUUGCAUGGAUGUAUGUUGAUAAAUAUUUAAAAAAAACAAACUAAGAAUAUCCUGUAGAAGCAUGUAAAAUGUUUUUGUUUUGCUAACCCUAUUUAGGUUUUGUCAUGGGCAUUGAAUGAUGAUGUAAAAACCGUUUGUAUAUGAUAAAGGGACAUAUUAGAAAGUAGACAAGCAUUCAUUUCUUAAACUGGUAAUUUUUUUGCCAAAUUUACAUGACACAAGCAGAAAGGACUACAUAAGAUCAACUUACAAAAUCAAAACAGUUUCAUGAAAUAUUGCUAUGGAAACUUGUGUCACAAAUAAAACUUAAUUAUGGAAAUUUAAAACCCAGAAGUUACUGAUAUGUUAAAUCUUGGCAAAGUUUAAAUUAUGACAAUAUCAGAACUUUGACAAUGUCUUACUUUAUUGGGAUGGUAGCAUAAUUUAAGGAUGGUAGCAUAAUUUAGGGAAAGUAGAGCAAAACAGAAUACAAGUCACUUAUGAUAAUUUUGUUGAAUAAUUCUUAGCUAAAUUUGCCUUGCAAUCAUAUCAUCAGUUUUCAAAAUAAGAAUGUUUUACUUUGGAUUUAGUUGAGUUUAGAUCAGGUGUUUUUACAAAUAAUUAGGAAUAAUAUGUAACCAUUUAGUUUUUAAAAAAAAUCAUUGAAGUAUAAUUAGCAUAAAAAUAACAUUUGAAAAUGAAAUAUUUUUUUGUUGCUAAACCAUUGAUGUAAGCAGAGAAUUUAAUAAUUGAUAUUGCUGAUGAUUGACAUUUGGAUAAUUGCCUAAAACUUUUCAUACUUGAGUACCUUUGUUGUAUCUAACAUUUGACAACUUCAUUCUUUGUAGUUUCAAGUCUAGAAAUUUAAUUAACAUCCACAUUUUAGCUCAAAAGAAUUUUUAUCAUAUAUUUAUCUUGGUCUUGCAAACUGUGACAACAUGCUUGUAACCCUAAUUACUGUUCUCUCUAACCGUUUCAACCCCUGUUCUGUAAUGCAAAGCCAAACCUGAUAUUCUAAGAAUACUCAGAUUUGGGCUUGUGUCUACAGUAGUAAGCUAAUAUCUUGUUGUAGGCCUUAAAAAAUCUCUUUCCAAUAACUCAAACUUUGGGCUAUUUCCAUUGAAAAUGUUUUUGUAAAUUUUGGGCCUUGGCCAACUGUUUAAAAUUAACUCAAUUGCUGCCCUGCUAAAAAUUAAAAGUUCUUUAAAUAAAUAACAUUUUAAUCACUAAUAAAAAUGUGUCCUACAUUGUUUUCAUACGUAACAAAUGGACCUUUAAAAAUAAACAAUUCAUAAUCUAGUUGGAAUACAGGCCAGAUUUUCACAUGAACAUUUAGUUGAGCAAUUUUUUGGAUAUUAGGAUUUACAAAUCCUAACAUUCAACUGCUCUCAUGUUUUUUCCCAAUCUCUUAAUGCACUAGCAACCCCAUGUUAAUAUUUUACUCACACUUGUUUCUUUUUUGGGUUUUUUUUUUCAUUGAUUAUUUAUUCCACCCAGUUUUGGCUGCUAGCAGAGCUGUCUUGGCAAGAACUUUUCUGAAGAAGAUUUUUGUUUCCUGUUACUCUUCUGUACUCAAAAGUCGUUACUUUCAGGAAGCUGGACUCCAUGGUCCAUGGUUUCAGCUAGGUCUCCAUGCCAUCAGAUGCUCCCAUAAAAGAUAGUGAAUAUGACACAAUGUGGGAUGAUCUCUUCAGCAGCAAGUGAAAUAGGUUUCUUCUGACCCCUGACAUGUUGCUGCGACUAGGAUGGAACCAGUGAAGAGCCUACUCUCAUGGCUAAGAAAUAUCGUAGUUGAUCAGUUAAAAACAUAAACCAGAUUUUUUUUGGCCAUUUUGUCUCUUCCUCGUCUAGGCUCAGACGGGCUGGAUCCAACAUGACUUUGGCCACUUGUCCGUGUUCAAAAACUCUAAGUGGAAUCAUGUAUUGCACUAUUUUUCUGUCGGGAUAAUCAAGGUAAUGGACGAGUUACCAACAUACAGGUGCCCUGAGACUUUAGUGUACUCUCAUGUGAAUACUUGGCAUGAUCUCUUCCUCCACAGUGCAUGUCAUAGUGUUAAUUUUUUUUUGUCUUGUUUCUUGACACUUCCUUUUGAUUUUGAAUACUUGAAAUCUAUCUUUCCUUUUCUGUCUGCCUAGGCUUCAUAAAUAAACAAAUAAAAAAAUUAUCUUAAAAAGGACACUCAAGGCGAAAAGAGGGGGUGGGGACAAAACAAGAAAAUGUUUAAUCUAAGGUAAAUUUUUUUAUUUAAAAAGUUACUAGAAAUGUUUUUGUAUUUUAAAAAAAAUUAGUAGUAAAUAGAAGAAAGUAACAAUUUAAGAUUAGAACAAGUAACCCCGAUAUUACUGGCUUUUAGCAUAAUGAAUAUUGCUUAUUUUGCUUUUUGUUCGCUUUUGCUUUUGUGACCUUGAUUUUAAGGAAAUGUUUUAGAUUGUUUGGCACAUCUUGCUUAGAGAUAAAUGCACAGUGUAAUGUUUUUACUGAUUUGAACACAAACUCUUUUUGAUUGCAAUAUGUGAAAGGAUUAAGUUGAUUAAUCUGAUUGUGAAGUUCUCACUUGAAUAAAUAAAUAGUGGAACAAGAUAUUGAUAGGCUUCAAAAAAAAAAAAAAAAAAAAAAAAAAAAAAAUAAAAAGACAGGACAAUUAAACUGACGUUUCAGCUUAAUGCCUUGUGCAGUAGACAAUAUCCAAACCAGAAAUAACAAAUUAUCUUAAAUUAAAAAACUUAAGUGUAUCCAGAUCUCAAUGUAGCUCUCUGUCUCCUUAGAAACUGGUGUUUAAUAUUUUUAUUAUUUCAUAAGUUUCUUUAAACAAAAAAAUUUUUCCUUUUCAUGAAAACAAAUAUUGGUUUCUUUAGAGACUCUGAGAGAGCUUCAUUGAGAUCUGGAUAUUCUUAAAAGUUUUAAAUUCCAAAUAAUUUAUUUCUUGUAUGUGGGAAUUUACUUUGAAGUUGUAAAUGAAUCUUUCACAAAUAGAGUAAUAAAAAUAAUUUGACAAUAUUUUCAUCACCUAAAAAUAAAUUAUAAACAUUUUGGUGAUAAUUAUUUUGGUUUUCUUCAUUAUUGAGUGACCUUGAAUUUUAGUGUUGGUGUGUUCAGUUUAGCACUAUAGCUAUGGGGUGUGAAAAUGACUGCUUUCAUUAUUAAGGAAUUGACAGUGGUGUGAAAAUAUCAGCUAUGCAUUGUCCUUGCCUUUUCCUUUGGCUGAUCUGUUGUCUAAUUCCAUCAUUUUAUUUGGAUAAUGCUGAAAUCCUGAUAUCAUACAUCUCUUUUUAAGUCAGAAAUUUUGAAGAUUUAUUUUUAGAUUAUUUUCUCAUUCUUGAUAGCAUAAUUUGUCUUGCCAGGUGUGAUUAAAGUCAUUUCACGGAGUCUGAGCUUAUGUUAGUAAAUAGACAUUUUUUUUUCUCACUAUUUGGUAAUCAAGUGUGUGUGCAUUAAGUCUGUCAACUUAUUUUGCCAUGUGGAUGUAAGAAAUACAAGUGGGAAAUAAUUAAUCAUUAUCAGAGAUUGUGCAUUUAGGUUUCAUUGUUUAGCCAGCUUGCCAACUAAAUUUGUUUUGAAAUCUUAUCAAAAUACUUCAGAUCCAUUCAUUAGUUCACAAUUUUAAUAUUUUUUUGUCUAAAAGAAGAUUGCUCUUUUGAGAAUUUUUUUUUUUUCUCUUUACAUGAAGUAUUGCCCAAGUUCUUUGCAAUAAGAUUGCAUCAACUUAAAAAUAACAAAAUGAUAUCGAGAACUUAUUCUUUACUUUAAUAUAUUAACAAGUACAUUUUUGAGAGCAGUUCUUGGUCUGUUGAGGAAUAACAAAUUGCUUAUUUAAAAAAGUUAUUAUUUUAUUCAAAACCAAUACAAAACAAAAAAAAAAAUAAUAAUUUUUUGUUAAAAGAAAGAAGACCAAAUGAAAGUAAUUUUUCUUUUCCCCUCAGCUGGUUAAAUUACACCAGCGGGAGACUCCUCCAAAUAGUAUAAUGGCAAAUUAAACAUUUCUUUGGGUCAUAGUUGUUAGUUUUGUUUUUGCCAUUAUGAUAACACAAAUGUAAAAUUCUGAGACUGUAAUAAAUCAAGAGUAUUGAACCUAUUGCAAAUGCUCUAAUCAUCUGACCAAAGGGUUCCCCCCAUACCAUCAUAGUGUGUGAUAAUGGCAGAAUGUAGUGCACAAGUUAUUUUGUUGGUACCUUUCAAAGCAUUACCAAUAUUUUUUUUUAGAUUUUAAAAUCAAUUUAUUUUACUCAGGGUAAAACAAGUACUUUUUAUUUUAUUUCAUAUGGAUCUGCAUCUGCCCUUUAUCUUGGGCAAAAGACAAUAAAUACCCCACUAGCUACUGAUUAAUUUUAAAAUUAUUUCCACUCUCAUUAAAUGAUUGAAUCAUUAGAAAAAUAUUUUAGAUUAAAAAAAAAUUGCACUGUAGUUCCAUUUUUGUUAAAAGUUUGCUUCGCUUCAAGUUUAUUUCCUCCACAUAGUCACUAGAAUAAGUAAUCUUGAAAAUAACAUAAGAAUAAGAUAAUAAAGCACUUUAUAGACUUAUGUAAUGUUAAGAUAUGUCAGAAAGCAGGUGAGUAUUAUAUCUGGCACAUUCUUAUUAUUUAUCAUCAUUCAUAUAAGAAACAUUUUCUUUAUGGUUAAAUUAUUUGUUGAAUUCUCAUAUUGGAUCAAUGAACAACCAAAAUUAUAUUGUUAUGUAAGAAGUACACUGCUACAAUUACUUAGGCUGGACUUGUUAAUACUAAGGAUAGCUUUAUUUCUGUCAUCUGUCCUUUGAGAUGUGCUUAACAAAACCCAAACGGGUCUGCUAAUCUAGGUUCAGAAUUACAUAAGUUAAUCUGUUAGAGCAUUGACACCUAGCUAGAAGUUAAGUUUUUACUCACCCAGAAAAUAACUAGCUAUAACAACUAUAAACUUGUGAGUGGGUUACAUGCCAUGGAAUCAUAUUCUAUAAUUAAUAAACCAAUGCCGAUUUAAAAUUAUUAUUAAUUCUUAUCUGCAAGUUCAACUGGAUAUAGGAUCUACAUAGGAUCUAUUGUUAAUUUCAGAUCAGAUAAAAAAGUAAAAAAAUUUAAAACUAAUUUUGCUUAAAAUAGAUAUUUGUAAGGAAAGAGGCAAAGACAAUUUUAUUUUCUUCUUUUAACUAUAUUUUUCUUAUAUUUCUUAUUAUUUUGUCAUCUUUGUCCAAGUUUUUUCUAUCAUCAAUGUGUCCACUACAAUAAAUGUAAUAUCAUUUCUUUCAUUUAUUUAUAUUAUUUUAUUUAUUAUUGAAUAAAUAUUUUAUUUGUUUAAAUAUUUUAACAUUAUUAGUAUAAAUUUUUCAAUUUAUACUUUAAAAACUGUGAAGAUAACAAAAUUUUCUGAAAAUUUAACAGAUUAGGAAUAUAUAAUUUAUACCUUAGAUAUAUUCUUGGAUGUUCUGAUAUCAUUUGCAGUAAACAACUAUGAAUGAAAAGAUUAUUUAACUUAUAGAAACAUCAUAAUUUAUUAUGAAGUUAAUAUUAAUCUUUAUUGAAAAUCAGCCUAGUGAAAAUUUAAAUAAUAAAUUAGGCCAUUGCGAUUAAGCCAUUCAUUUUUUUGGUACAUUUUUACCCUGUUUAAAAGAAUACACUUGCAUACUUUUUGUUUUCAUAAUUUUACACCAUUUAAAAGUAUAAAGUACAAAUGAUACAGAUUUUUAUUUUUAGCUUACUUUUAAACCCUGAACACAAUCUAAAACAAACAGAUUUUAUUUCAUACAGGGUGCAUCUCCCUCAUGGUGGAAUCACAUGCAUUACCAGCAUCAUGCCAAGCCUAAUGUGGUAUGUACCAUUAAUUAAUCAAUGUUACUAGUGCUAUGUACCAUUCCCAGACACCUGUGGUAUACACUGAUAGGUCUGCUAAUUAUUGGAAUAAACUUCAUAAAAGGGUUAAACGAUAAUUAUGGACUAGUUUAAUUUGAUCAAUAUUUUUACAUAAUAAGGAUGAAUUAAAUGUACUUUAAAGUUAUAUCCAGGAAACCGUUUGAUCUAUGAAGAAUGAUUCUACUUAUUUUCUAAAUAUUUUAUAUUAACUUCGCUUUUGUUUAUGUGUUUCUGACAAAAUUUUUGUAAUGCUAUUGACCCACUUGGCACAAAGACUUGUUGCUGGACAACAACACAUUCUAUCAAGUUUUCAUCCCACCCCACACCCCCAAAUUUUCCUCUUUUUUUUCAGAGUGGGGUGGGGGGAGAGAAUGUUAACGAGUUGUACUAUGGGUGCGUGUUUUGGUGUGUAGAUUGUGUAGCCGUUGCUGUUUGCCUUGUAUUUGUAAUGUAUUUGGGUAUGCAGUAAAAAUAAAAUCUAUUUUUGAAGGGGAAUUGAAGGAAACAUGAAAUGUCUUUUUGCCAGAAGUUUACCCAUUUACAUAACAGCUUCUUAAUAAAUGAUAAAUUCAAUUACAUAAAUGCAAAAAAAAAAAAUGCAUAUAAUGGAUUUAUACGAAAAACUUUGUUUUUUGGGUUGUUUAAUUUUCAUUGUUAGAUUUACAAUAUAUUAAGUUUACAUGUAUAAUACAGGGUUUACAUGCAUAAUACAGGGUUUACAUGCAUAAUACAGGGUGACAAAUGUCUGUAUUCCGUCUCAUUUAUGAGAUGAUGGCACACAUGCUGUUGAUAUAGACAUGUGUUGAUGGGUCAUCAAUCAACACAACCUACUGUUCAAAUACUAAAUAUAUAUAAAUGCAUUUCAAAGUAGCGAUGGUGAGAGUUAAGUGAUGGCAUUCCAUGUGUUGAUCAGAUUCUUAUCUUUAUCUUGUGUGUCAUGUCAUUGAAUUUAUGUAUAAUUUGAAUUGCUUUUCAGAUUGAUAAAGACCCUGAUGUCCGUGUGGAAGCUUUGUUUGUUGUGGGUGACAACAUGCCUGUUCAGGUGGCCAAGAAGUACAAGAAGAGUAUGCCUUACAAUUGGCAGAACUACUAUUUCUUUCUUCGUAAGUCGGACCUUAUUUGAAAUUUGGUUCAUUUUAUGCAAGAGAACUGCAUUUGUUUUUAAUUAUUUAGUGCAGUUGUUUGGUACUGGCUUAUUUUUCAUCUGUUAAUGAAACAAACUUUUAACACAACUCAAUAAUUCUUAAUUGCUAAUAAGUUGUUAGACAAUGCCAUUCACUGGGUGAAAGGUGGGAUGUAUAUAGAGUUGAGAUGUAUCAAUAAGUCUUUGGCCAAUAAUAAAAUUUGGAAUUUUUGUCCAAAGAUAAGCAGCAAGGGAAAAAAAACAAUUCUUUCUUUCUUUAAGAUUCUUGAAAAUGUUGCCUUAAGUUGUUUUUAUUUCUUGAUAAUUUAAAUCAAUUUUAGUUUAAAAUAAUUUAAAGAAGAUCUUGUACUUAAUUGUAGCAUUAAAAUCCUGCAUUUUAUUCUUUUUCUCUAGUUGGACCACCCCUUCUGUUUCCAGUAUACUUUCAGAUCAUGUUAUUUAGAUACAUUUUUACAAGGCGAGCAUGGAUGGUAAGUCUUACUGUUUAUGUUAAGCAAGGCUUUCAAGCUUGCCAUAAAAGCUAGAAAUAUAAAAAUAUGCCUUUGAUUUAUGAGAAGGCUUAUAAUCCAGUCUUGUAAUUACAGCAUUGUUACUCUACCAAAACAAUUGUGUUAUGGCAGGAUCAGUUUACAAUUAUUUUAAUCAAUUGGGCAAAGUCCCAAUAUUCCAAAAUUGAGUGACUGUUAUUGUUCUUAUUCUUAUGUUCAUUACAAAUAUUUAUCUAUUUUAAAAUUAGGGAAAAAGGGCUGAAACAUGUUUAUUUCUUUCGUUUAAAUUAUGUACAAUUUGAAAUAAACCAUAAGUAUAAAUACACAUAUUCCCCCCCCCCUUCCAGCCCAUUUUCUAAUAACUUAACAUUUGGACUUGGUCCCCUUAAAAAAACUCUAUUAACCCUUUACGGGGGAGAGGUACUUCCUCUUGUAUGUUCUGAACGGGCACCACUUUUCCAUUUUUUAGUAAAAUUUAGGGUUACGUUACAAAAAAAAAAUCAAAUUUAAGGUUGUUAGUCAACAAAUUUGUGUGAAAUAAAAAGCAAAAUAAAGGAAAAUGAAUGCAGAUUUAUAAUUGUACUCACAUGCUGCCAUUAAUCCUUAUAUGAACACAAAUAUUUGCAAAAACAACAGAUUGUUUGUGAUUGUGAGUCAUCUAUUUACUAUUUACAAACACUGCCAUAAAAAUCGAAGUUUGUAAAAUUCAACACUCAAAUUACACUGCUUACUACGCUGAUUUCACUAAUAUUACUAAUAAUGUAAACAUCUAGUUCCAAUUUACAGUCAAUUCGUACACUUAAAUGUCACUUUAAUUGAAUCCAGCGAAAUCUCCGCUAUCACUUGAAUACUCGGCAAAUAAUCAGCAAAAUCCAUUUAGAAAAAAAAAAUUUUUAAACCCCUAAAACGAAAAAAAAAAUCGAUUAAAUACGUGUAACUGGCGCCUACUCUAUUUAGCUAUCGGAAAAGCCGGAUGUAAACAAUAGGAAGUCUUGCAAAGCCUCGGAGGUCACGAGAAAAAAAACACUAAGUCGUCACGGACGCUUUUGGGCAUUCUGCCCUUUAAGUGGUAAAGACGUUAUCAGCGCUCUACCCAGUAAAGGGUUAAAGUAUAAUAUAAUCAAUUAUAUCAAUGCUUUUUACAGGACUUGCUGAUGGUAACGAUCUUCUUCAUUAAGUUUUUCUACCUUUACACACCAAUCUUGGGGAUUGGCCAAGCUAUUGCAUUCUACUUUACAUUCAGGUGAGUCUUGAAAUUUAAAAUAGAGAUCAACCAAGGCCAUCCUGUUCCUAAUGACAUUCUAUGUUCAGCAAUUAGCACAAAUAGUUUAGACAUUUUAUUAAAUGAUUUAAUAAACUUGUUAAAGUUUACUGCACACCACACACAGUAUGUCUUGAUUUCAACUGGUUGCAUUUAUUAAUGUAUUUAUGUAGUGUUUGACCUUUACAUUACAGUUUUUUUUAUACUUUUUCUGACCUACAGAUCCAACAUUAGUAAAAAUUAUUUAUACAAAAUAAUUUAAUUGAAAGAUACAUUAUAUUACAUUUCAACUUCGGUUUGUUAGAGUCCCUCAUAUAGUUAAGACAUUGUUUAGGCUGAUGACUAUUCUAUUUUAUAGGACUAAAAAAUAAACAUGAGUCCUGUGAUAGAAUUAUGGCAUAUUAAAACAGACCUGGUCACACUGGCAGACCUGUUUACUCUUACGAUUUCGGCGUACAAUAUACAAUUUUGAGGCCUAAAUAUUACAUACACCGUAUGUUUUUCGUACUAUUCAGAUAAUGUAUUGAACGAUUUUGUGAGGAUAUUGUACGAUUUUAAGAGUUGAAGGGUAAACAGGUCUGCACUGGAACUCUCUGUUGUACAAUAUAGUCUCAGAAUAGUACUUUACCAUCUCAAAAUCGUACAAUACUGUUAAAAUAGUAAAUAAACUGAAGUAUCUGUUGUUUAUGAGCAGUUUGGAAGUAAAUGCUUUUUCACUGUAAUUUGUUUUGUAAUGCAUUUAAUAUUCCAUUAUAAUACCAAUUACCAUUCAUAGUCAAACUAAUACUAAUAUUCAUCCUCAAUUUUUUAAAAUAAACACUUUUUAUUUACAAUAGCCAUGCUUCCUAUGCUAGAAUUAUGGCAUAUUUAAACAAACUUAGUUAUACUGGAACUCUCAAAAAAAAGUACAAUAUAGUCUCAGAAUAGAACUUUACAAUACAAUAAAAAUUUUACAAGUGAAUUUUACCAUGCCAUGAAAUAAUACAAUAUGUAUUAAAAUAGAAAAUAAAUAAACAAACAUAGAAUUAUGUACACAAUACCUAUUCACAUAGCAUCACAAACAAAUAUAAAGGAACUGAUUUUUUAUAUUUAAUGAAUCUUUAUUCAAUCUUUUCCUUUCUUAUUUUAAUGUGUAGGUGCUUAGAAAGUCAUUGGUUUACUUGGGUGGCUCAGUCUAACCAUGUCCCCAUGGAAAUAGAUCAGGACAAAGCUAUGCCAUGGCUCCCUCUUCAACUGCAGGCUACUUGCAAUGUUGAGAAGAGCUUUUUCAAUGACUGGUUUACAGGACACCUCAACUUUCAGAUUGAGCAUCAGUAAGAAAGCUUAGAAAAUAAUAUAGAAUAUUUAAAACAAGCCUGUUUGAUUAAUGAAAGAUACUUGAUAAUUGUAUUAGUCAUUAAAAAAACAACAGUGAAUUGAUUGUGGUUGAAAAAAAAAAAGGUAACAGUUGCAAAGACAUUACAAAAUACCACCAUUAUCAAACUGGUAGAAUGCAGCCUUUUAAAUUGUUUAAAAUAACAGAAUUUGUGGCAGGGACUUCUUGAAUUAGCCUCUGUGUAGAAUUAUUAUAAAGUGUGUUAUUUAAAAAAAGCUUGUAUAUUUUAGUGUUGUUGUUAAGAUGGAGCCUUAAUGCACCAGCCCUUAUUUGUUUUGUUUUUUUAAAUAGCCUGUUCCCAACAAUGCCACGUCAUAACCUGCACCAGAUUGCCCCCCUCGUUAAGUCACUAUGUGAGAAACAUAACAUCUCCUAUCAAGUGAAACCUUUGGGCACUGCUUUUGCAGACAUAGUCAGGUGAGUGCCACUUUUGUAACCAACCAGCCAAUGUGAGGUGUUGUUUUUUUUUUGUCAGAGAUUUAAAAAAAAAAAAUUACAGUGGAACACAGAUUAUUCGAAACGUGUUAUCUGAACAGUCUGUCUUUUGAAUUAUUGUAUUACUGUUAUUAUCGUACGCAAUUCACAUGGCUUGGAGCACCAGAAAACAAUUCCAAACCCGAGUAAAAUCUAGAUAUGUACUCUACAUGCAGGGACCAGACUGGGUUAAUGUGAUCACUUUUUAUUUAAAAUAAAUCACAGAAUACAUGUCUUCAUAGACAAAGAAUUUUAUUCUAAGCACCAGUCAUCCUAUUUUUCAAAACUCUUAAGGCAGAAAAAAAAUUCCAUUCCUGUUUUUGACAUCAAUCAGCUGAUCCCUGUAUACCGUGCUGUAUAGUUAAAACAAUGUACAAUAAAGCAAUGUUUUUCUUAACUUGGGUCAUAUGGGACCCCGGGGGCCACAGUAUAUUUCUUGGGAGCCAUAAAAACUUUGAGGGGAAAAAAAGUACUUAGUGUACAUGAAAAAAGGCAGUUUUUUAAUAUUAAUUACAGAGAAGGGGGCCAUGGAGCUAAAUAAAAUAUUAAAGUGGUAACUAAAAGCAUCUUCUGUGUAUGACUGAAAGAUGAGAAUAUUUUGUUUUCUUUGUGUUAACAUUUAUAGUCCAAACUGUAUUCGUUUAUCCAAAACACCCCUGGACUCUUUGUUUGGGAAAUUGACGCUGUCCUGUAGUUUGAACAGAAAACAUGUAUAAACAAAUAAUAGUGAAAAGAAAAAAAAAAGUUCAGCAAUUUUUAAAAUCUAAUUACAAGUACUUCUUUAAUAAUGGGAAUUUUGUGUAUUAUUAAUAUAAAAAAAUGGAAUUAAUUGACAGAUCAUAAUAAAGAAAAUAAGUGAAUAUAAAUUUGCAAUAUAAUUCAUAUGCACACUACUAUGGCAAUAAAUUUUUCCUGUUUGGAAUUCCAUGUUAAUUUAUUCAAUUAUCAUUUAAAAAAUGCUAAUUGUAACAGUACAGUGUUUAUUACAGUCUGAUAACUAUUAAUUAAGCUAAUUGCUAUGAAAGCACUAUAACAAUGCAGAGCAUUUGACACUUCAUCACUAUGAACUUUAAUCACAUUGAAAGGUCACAAUUCACAAUAUAAAUAUGUGUCCAACUGGAAAAAAAUAACUGAUAUGACAUCAUAUAACUUCAUUCUCUUCCUAAUACGAACAGAUCAAAGGUAGCCACUGUGAUUCAAUGUGAUAAAUCUUAAAUAAAUCAAUUUAAAUCUAUCUCUCUCUACUUUCUUCUGGUUUCUUUGCCCAUGACAUCAAAAACACAGACCUGUUUACUCUUACGAUUUUGGUGUACAAUGUACAAUUUUGAGGUGUAUAGAUUGUAUACACUGUAUGUUUUUUUUUACUAUAAAUAUAACAUAUUGAACGAUUUUGUGAUGAUAUUGUACGAUUUUAAGAGUUUGAGGGUAAACAGGUCUGAAAACAUCAUCUCAAUACUCAAAUAAUGAAACAAAAUUUUUCUAUAAAUAUAGAGCUGUUGCACUAAUGAAAGCUAAUAGUUAAACUCCAUAAGAUAUCAACUUUGCAAAAUGCCUGAUCCUAUGUUGAUGGCUUGUAGUGGUAGCUAAUGAUUUCAGUUCAUUAAAACUUCAGAAGUCAAGAAAUUACAGAGUAUCCAUUCAUCAAUAUCCAACACCAAGUAAAAAAAACCCACUAAUUAUCUUUCUUUUCAAAUAUCUGUCAACGCACAACUUGCUUACUCAAUAUUUUAAACUCUUGAUGGUUUUAUUCUUUGCAGGUCGUUAAAACAUUCUGGUGAACUGUGGUACUCUACUUACCAAGCUUACCAUGCCCCUACAUCCUGAGUUUUGUAACCAAGACAUAUUCUUUUAUACUUGUGCUAGUAUAAUAUGGAAGAUAUGCAUACAAUUUUUAUGAAUGAAUUUUAUUUAUCUCUGCUCUACCAUGCCAUGAAAUGAUACAUUAAAUUUGUAGAAGAGUAAGAAUAGGCAAAAAAGCUUGAACAAAGUGAUUCAUUGCAACUCGGAUGUAUUUCUAUUUUGAAAUACCAGUAACCAUUUAGAUUUAGUCAUGGACGUGUUCAGUAUCUAAAUUUUUUGUUUAAACUUGAAACUUGGGUUUUUAAAAAAAAAAAAAAGUGAUGUAGCUUUGUGUUUAAAGUAGAACAGUGUUCACAAUUUGAAGAAUAAAAAAAGAAAAAUGUUGUGUUUUUGGAGGUUAUUGAUUAUUUCUUGAGCUUGUAUGUUGUUUAGGUUGAUGAGAUGAAUCAAUGCAAUUUUUAAAAGAUAUUUUCUGUUGUAACAGGUAUAGGUUUUGGUCUUUUCUUUUGUUUGCUUUCCUUUCAUUUUAGAAGAAAUUUUUUAAAAUUUUUUAAAAUCAUAGAUAUGACACAUUGUAUUUGUAAUAUGUAAACUUAUGUGACUUGAUAAUGUCUUGUUUUAGAGGAAAUGUAGAAAUUUAGAGAGGAAAAAAAAAGAAGUUGCAAUUCUUUGUUCUAAUCAAGAAAUCUAAAUAUGGUCUUUAUUCCAGUAAGACCAACAAUUUUUGUGAUCUUUUGCACCAAAAUAGCCUAUAUUUCAGUGGAUUCAUUUUUUGAUAACGUAAUAAUAAAAACAAUAAUUAAAUUGCAGUCUUUUAUUUGUUUUCUUAUUGAUUAGAUCACAAAAUUUGUUUAUUAGAAUGUAGAUUCCAUGUUUUUGUUGCUCUACUGUCGCAUCUACUUAAGUCAAUAAUUAAAAUACUAACAAUUUCAUAUGCAUAAAUUUUUUUGGAUAAGGUGAAUCCAAAGUAAACUUUGAUGACCUUGCAGAAAGUUAAGUGGGGAAAAUGUAAUGGCAACUAAUCAUCGCUGAGAUUUAUUGCAUUCAUGUUCUGUGCCUAGCUUGCAUUUACUACGAUAUAAGCAAGUAGAUUUCAACUUUAUACAUGUUAUCCAAGUGAAUAUUUACUCCAUUGGUGUCACUUAAUUUUGAUAACUCUGCUAGUUUUUUGGUUUAACACUAAAUAUGUGCUCUGAAGCAUAAUUUCUCUCUCAAGCAGUAUGUCUAAUUCCAUUUAUGUCAGACCUAGGAUUCAAAACCUUAAUAAAAAGCUAAUUUUUUAAUCAAUUACAUUGCAACUGUGGUUUCCAACCUUUUUGAACUGGCUACAUUGUUUUCUUAUAUAAGACCUGAAGCUCACAAUUGACCAGGGUCAAACACUUGUAUAAUGACUGGUGUACUUCAAUUAUUUCAAAAGUGAGAAUUGUAAUAAACAAUGAGUGUUUGUUUUACUUAUUAUUGUUGCCAGUAAGUACCAGUAUAUUUAUUUCACUUAAUGUCUAAAAGCCUUUCUAUAUAUUUUAUCUACUUAAGCUUGACUGCAGUCCAGCCCCCUUCUACUGUGUUACCUCGCUAUAACACGACUUUGGAUUUAACAUCUUCAUGGCAUAGUCCUCAAAAUUUCAUAUAUUCAUUCACAUAAUUUUUUCUCCAAGAAAUAAAAAAGCGUUAAAUACUAUGCAUUCAACACAAUAAAGCAUCCACUAAAACUAUUCCAGCAUCAACACCACAUAGUUCUAAAACCAUACAAGAUUUUUUUUUAAAUCUGUUUUUAUAAAACCAAAUCACCUUCCCUUUUUAACAGUCCCAAUGCUAUUUGGACGGAAUAUUAUAACCCUGCAUUAACUCUAGUAAAGUGAUUAAAUUUUAUGGAACCCUAUUAUCGUGUCAUAGCCAGGUUUCAGUUUAAUUUUAUAUUAUUGGGUGCGUUAGUGAUAGACUUACAAAAUAAAUAGCUUGAAUUCCAACCCCUUAAUUGUUCUAAUCAUCUGUAGUAUAGUGGUAAGCCAGUGUUUUAGACUUGAAUUAUAUUACAUACAGGUCUACAUGACUUGACAAGGUAAAAUUUUCAAAUCAGUUAUUUUAUGGAAAAUGGUAGCUAAAACAUGAGCGGUUCAUUAAAAUUAUUAUUGAUCAUUAUAGCUAAAUUAUUAAUGAACUUAAGUCACCAGGUUUAUUCAGCAGUAUCUUGGUCAGUGAUGGUCACUCAUACUUUUGUACAUGAUAGUUGUUGGUAGUGCAACAGGAUAAUACAGGAUAAUUGUUUUAUCAAGGUAGUAAUUUAUCCUCUUAUGAUUCAGUCCUGUUCAGUAGCAACUAAUGUGAACUGUGAGUGAUGAUUACUUAGAUCUGAAUCAAACUCUCAUGUCUUCUAUUAUUAAUGUCAAAUCUUUUAACUCAUCAGUUGUUCAUUUCCAAGUUCACUGCCUUUUUGAUAAAUAUGAUAAAAUAAUCAAAUUCCACAACAAAACUCAUAAAAAAACAAAACUAAAUUUGGCUUCUUUGAAGAAACAUCCAAAUGAUCCUCAGAGUGAUCCUCCUUUUCCAUCUAACUUUAAGUCACAGGAUUUAGUUAGUAUUGAGAGAAGAAAUCUUCAGUAUUUCAUCAUUUUUAAUUAUAAACUGUUAUGAAACAAAAAAAACUCAGACUUUAAUUUAUUAAAGGCUGCCAUUUAUUGUGGGAGAGUUUAUUUAACCAAUAAGCCAUUUAAAUGUAACUUUUUAUUUCUAAUUUUUAUCCACUAUGAGGAUAAUUUAUUUAGAGAUUUUCAAUUGUAAAUUCUACAUUAAGGAAAAUGAUUUCAAAAUAUUAAUAUGGAAAUACUGACAUGAAAAAGCCAUUCCCAGGGUACAGCAAAAGGCUGUGUGUAGGACCAGGUAGUGUUGGUAUCAAUAUAUGUAUUACACUGAUGAAUGGGUGCAAAUUCCAGUCAACUUCUCCAAUGACCAAUCUUAAGGGACUCCAGCUUUAAUAAAUUGAGCAAAUUGUUCCUAAUCAGUGAAUAAGAGAUUUUACAUGUUACCCUAGAAAGUGAUCAGAGGUAUACCAAAAAAAUGUAUACCUUUGUUUUACCCACAAGUUUCUGUUAUUUGACCAAUAAGACAUAAUUGCAUCAGUUAGUUUCCUCAUGAAACCUUUUAAAUCAAACUUAACUGGUUUACCUCCGUGGUCAUUUUUCUGUCUUAAAUAGUUUGCAUUUCAACCCAUUCAAACCUUAAGAAAGUUUAUUUUUAAAAUCAAGAAAUUCUGGUGCACGUAGUGAUAUUAAAAGGUCAAGAUUCUAAUAUAUUUCGUGUACCUGGGAAGUUAUGUGCUGGAGAACCAUAAAAUGUAUAUUUUCCCUCAACUAUUGCUAUGAUGUCAUUGGUAAUUUUCUUUUUAAUCACAUAUGGCUCAGUUGUAUGUUGUAAUAAUAACCAACUGAAUAAUAUAAACAUUGGUUCCCAACCUGUGCUCUGCAUGGACUUCUCCGAGGCCAGUCCUUCCCCCUGUAACACUACACCUAAAGACCAUACAUUUGUAAGGCAUAGCCUAGCCUUAAGGGGGAACUCAUAUAAAUUGAUUCUAAAAAGGGAUCCUCAAGUCAAAAAGGUUGGGAACCACUGAUAUAAACAAUAUUAUUGUCAAGUUUCAGUACAGUCUUAGGUUAAAUUUAUAUUCCAUGCUGUGCAAAACUCAAACUUUGAAAUAUACAAAGCUGAAAUUAAAAUCAAAUGAUAAAUAAAUGUUUA
Messenger RNA from Lymnaea stagnalis (great pond snail), 37084 nucleotides. The record is from the annotation of a GenBank genome assembly. Lineage: Eukaryota; Metazoa; Mollusca; Gastropoda; Lymnaeidae.